Messenger RNA from Cetraspora pellucida, 475 nucleotides. The record is from the annotation of a GenBank genome assembly. Lineage: Eukaryota; Fungi; Glomeromycota; Glomeromycetes; Diversisporales; Gigasporaceae.
CCAAAGCUUCAAACCAGCAAGGGCCUCAGUCCUGGUUCCCAAAAAAAGAAGGCAAGUCAAAGAGCACCCACAACUCAAACAUUAGAAAACACAGCUAAACACUUAGAAACUGCAAUGUGUACAGAAGAUAUAGCUCUUAAGGACUCUAGAACCUGGUCUAACAUGGUAGAAAAAGAGUGGGCCUUAACUACAGGGACCACUUCUAAUAACCAACUAAGCAAGCAGAUAAAAGUCAUUGAUGCAGUUUUGAAUAAUUUAAUGGGUAUUGCUAUAGAAGUUGCUAGAAAUAAUAAUAAUAGUAGAUUGAGUAACAUAAUCAGUAAUGAUCUAAAGUCAACUGAAUACAAGCACUUAACAGAUCAUUACACUGCAGAGAAAGACAGUGGUCAGUUCAAUAACACUGAAAUUAAUGAACAAGAAAGCAAAUUCAUAACCAAGAACAAAGAACAAAAGAAAAAUAAUAUACAAAAUUUAG